UUAUCAUAUAUUCAACAAAAUGUAACAAGUUUUAGAAUUGAUGAGGUUAUAAGGGGAUAGAUUUUCUGAUUGGUUGGUUGCGUGACUUUGCGGUUGGAAGGUAAUUACGUCGAUGAUCACUAAGGGUCAAAGGUCGGCUCCAGGUGCAACUAACAGCUGCUGGUCUCCAGGUCUUCCAGCCAUGCCUCCUAAGAAGAAAGGAAAAGGAAAGGGGAAGGGAAAAGGGAAGAAGGGGAAAAAGGGAAAGAAAGAAAAGGACCCUGAUGCGGCAGAGGAGAAAUUCAAAAGAGCCCAACAUGAGAUGAGACAGAAACUGCGGGGGGUGGAGGAGGAUCUGGAUGACCAACGAUUCGAUCAGAAAUCCAUCAGCUCAGAUUUGACCAGACAGUACAAAACCAUGCAGACUGAACUAGGCCUGCGUAUCCACACGCUGGAGACAGAAGUCACGCGGCUACGACAGCAGCUGGCCAACACCGAGGCCGAGCUGCAGGAGACAAAGGUCGAGAAGGAGAGAAUCACGCGGGAAAAGGAUAGGACCAUCGAGGAGCUGAGGAUGAAGAUCGACAGUAUGGAGAUUUCCUAUGAUGGGAUCGUGCAUGAUGCAUUGGAUAAUCUUCUUCACAAAAUGGAUGACGCCAAACAGAAAUGGGAGAAGCAGGCCACCCAGAUUCAACUCAGGCACAAGCACCUGCUGCUGGAGUUUGGGCUCAACCCCCUGGACAUAUAGCGCCUCCUAUCAGUUUGUAAUGGUAGUACAGUACAAGAAAGUCUUGGAGUCUAGCUUUUUCAGGUUUAUAAAGUACUCUUUGUUUAUGAUGGUAUAUUAGUUCAAUUUGUACUUGGUUUCUUGUGUAAAGCUAAAUAGACAACUUACUUGUAUGCCAUCAGAAAAAGAGAAGCACAUUAUAAGCAACAAGAAGCUAGAAGUCAAGUGUGUUCAUCAGAGAUUUCUGUGUAAAGCCUAAUGACAAAAGUCUAAAGUAGACAUAUACCGUAUGUGCAAACUAUGCAGUGUGACUUGAGAUUUAUUCUUAGAUAUUUUUGUGCAAGCUAUGAGUGUGAGCUGAGAUUUAAGUAUAAUAGUACUAUAGGUAAAAUACCGGUAAAACUAAUACGAGUAAGACAAUGACUUUCCCAUUUUUCAGAUUUAUUCUCUAUUUCACUGUACGAGUCAAGUAACCUGGGACCAGUUCUAACCAUCUGUUUAACUUUUUUCCUGCUGCAAAGUGAAAAAUUUAGUUAGAACCAGUUUGAGAUCAAUGAACAAACUUGAGCUACAUGUACAAUGUAUGCUUCCACUGGUUGUGACAAAGAUGACUAACAAUAUGUUUAGUAUUUAUAGGUUCUUUGUAUUGAAAAAAUGUUCCUACAUAUGUAUGUAUAUAUGUAGAGUAGUUCUUUUUGACAACAAUGGACCACUGCUUAACCCUAUCCAGACUUGGGGGAAGGGGGGAUAAAAGUGCCUGUGCCAACUUUGACGCUGUAUACUUCCAAACGGCUUGUGCUAGAACAACCAAACUUGUGACUUUUCAUAGAAUAUUGUUGGCAACAAUUUACAAAAAAAUGGAGUAAGUUUAUAAUUUUUCGUGUUGCCAUGGCAAUAGGUUUCUGAAAGGCAUAUUUUACAAAAAUCCCUGGGGAAUGCCAACAAAGCCCAGUCUGGAUAGGGUUAAUGUCUGUCAUGUCUGUGACCCUUUCGCGUGCAAGAAACAACAGCAAAACUUGAACUCACAACCUCUUGCAAUUGGUCCUGCAUACAUGUAUACCCAUGACCAAUUAUUCAGAAAUUUGAUGCAAAAAGGCUAACUCAGAAGGUUAGAAUUAGAUGGCUGCUAGUAUUUUCCUUGUCUUUUUUUAGCAAAAGUUUACUUUUCUGUCACUUAACAUUUCCUUCUAGUACAUUUGUCUUCCAUUUGACAUUUUCAGUAAGUUAUGGUUUUACUCAAUGUUGUUGUUGUCUUCCAUUUCUAAAGAACAAAGUUGUAAUUUCAGUGUUCAGAGACUCAGUCUGCUGUAUAUGUUGCAAAGAUGAUUUCAUAGCCUAUUGAUUAUACUUUUAUAAAUUUUAUAGCAUGAAUAAACUGUAUAGCUUGAAAGCCUA
Molecule: messenger RNA, 2101 nt
Organism: Branchiostoma floridae (Florida lancelet)
Lineage: Eukaryota; Metazoa; Chordata; Leptocardii; Amphioxiformes; Branchiostomatidae
Product: coiled-coil domain-containing protein 153-like
Source: RefSeq, a predicted model, not a curated record